Molecule: messenger RNA, 891 nt
Organism: Danaus chrysippus (African queen)
Lineage: Eukaryota; Metazoa; Arthropoda; Insecta; Lepidoptera; Nymphalidae
Source: the annotation of a GenBank genome assembly
AUGCUUAUGAAGUUCAUAUAUUGUGUUAGCUCAGGUGCGCUGGGAAAAUUCCUCCCGAACCUCGGAGGACCCAGCGCAGCUUGCAGGCGGCUAUACUCUGGGGUCUGUCGGAGUAUAGCCCUGUACGGUGCUCCCGUUUGGGCUGAUCGCCCAAUGAGCCGCAGGACCAAAGCCCUGCUGCGCUCUGCGCAAAGGGCUCCUGCGGUGAGGGUGAUUAGGGGGUACCGUACGGUCUCCUGGGCCGCAGCGACUGCCCUUGCCGGCGAUCCGCCUUGGGAUCUCGUGGCGUCGGUUCGAGCCGAGUUGUUCUCCUAUGUCUCGGGUAGGAGGACACUCGGCGAGAACCCUUCGUCGGAGGAGAUCCGAGCGGUUCGUCGGCAGGGGGAGGAGCGCCUUAUGCGGGAGUGGGGGGAGGACCUGGCGGAGCAGCCGUACGGUAGACGUACAACGGCAGCGCUUCGCCCGGUCCUAGAGCGUUGGAUGAGGCGGAAACGCAAACCCCUCACUUUCCGUCUGACGCAGGUCUUAACCGGGCACGGGUGCUUUGGUUACUACCUGUGUCGGACGGCCAGGAGAGAGCCGGGAGAAGGCUGCCAUGAGUGCGGCGCUGCGGUGGACUCGGCCCAGCACACCCUCGAGGUGUGCCCGAGAUGGGCUGCGCAGCGCCAAGACCUUGUGGCGGCUCUCGGCGGAGUGGACCUGUCGCUUUCGAGUGUCGUGGAGAAGAUGCUCGAGAGUGAUGGGUCCUGGUUGGCGGUGUCCUCCUUCUGUGAGACGGUCAUGUCCACGAAGGAGGCAUCUCAGCGGGAAAGGGAGAGGGCGGCUGAUGCUCCCUCCCCCCGCAGGCGACGUACGGGGGUGCGUCGGAGGCAAUUCCUACGCCUCCAAUAG